Molecule: messenger RNA, 3036 nt
Organism: Pseudonaja textilis
Lineage: Eukaryota; Metazoa; Chordata; Lepidosauria; Squamata; Elapidae
Gene: CYP27A1
Product: cytochrome P450 family 27 subfamily A member 1
Biological process (GO): cortisol metabolic process; C21-steroid hormone biosynthetic process; cholesterol metabolic process
Cellular component (GO): mitochondrial inner membrane
Molecular function (GO): oxidoreductase activity, acting on paired donors, with incorporation or reduction of molecular oxygen; monooxygenase activity; heme binding
Source: RefSeq, a predicted model, not a curated record
UUCCUUUCCUGUUUUCCACUUACCUUCUCUGCUCAGUCGACCCAGCCGCGCUAUGGGGAAGUGGAGCGGCUUUGCCGGGAGGCUGGGUCGCUGCUUGAGGUCGCCGUCCGAAGUACCCCGCCCGGCUCCCCUUUGGAGGGCUGCUUCCAACGCUGCACAGGCAGCUUCGAUCCCCCGGCAUGAAGAGCGGCUAAAGAGCCCGGAGGAGUUGCCCGGAACGGGGUCCCUUGGGACCCUCUAUUGGCUCUUCGUGAAAGGCUACUUGCUGCACAUGCACCAACUUCAGAUCAUUUCCAAGAAAAGGUAUGGCCCCAUAUGGAAAUCUGUUGUUGGUUCUUAUCUUAAUAUUAAUAUUGGAAGUCCUGAAAUCUUGGAGGAGCUGCUACGUCAGGAGGGAAAAUACCCAGUGCGGAGUGACAUGAGCCUUUGGAAGGAGCAUCGAGACAUACGGCACUUAUCGUACGGCCCUUUCACUGAGGAUGGAGAAAGGUGGCACCGUCUACGCCAGGUGUUGAACAAGAGGAUGCUCAAGCCUUCCGAAGCUUUGCUCUAUGCAGAUUCCAUCAAUGAAGUGGUGUCUGAUCUCAUAGUGUACCUUCAAGAUGAGAGAAGUAAAAGUUCCUCGGGAGUAAAAGUUGACGAUAUGGCCAACCUGUUGUACCGAUUUGCCUUAGAAGGUAUCUCCUAUAUUCUUUUUGAGACCCGCAUUGGCUGCCUAGAGAAACAGAUACCCACUGAAACAAAAAAAUUCAUUGAUGCUAUUGGAUAUAUGUUCAGGAAUUCUGUCUUUGUCACCGUCCUACCUAAAUGGACACGGAACAUGCUGCCUUUCUUUAACCGCUACCUAGAAGGCUGGGAUAUUAUCUUUGGCUUUGGAAAAAAACUGAUUGAUCAGAAGACUUUGGAUUUAGAGAAGCGUCUGGAACAGGGUGAGGAAGUUUCAGGAUACUUGACAUACUUGCUUACCAGUGGGCAACUUAGUCAUGAAGAGAUAUAUGGAAGCAUAGCAGAGCUGCUAUUGGCUGGUGUUGACACGACAUCCAAUACUCUGUCUUGGUGCUUGUACCACCUGGCUAGAAACCCAGACAUCCAGGAAGAUUUAUACCAGGAAAUAGCCAAUGUGGUAUCCCCAGACCAAAUUCCUGAAGCCAAGGUCAUCAACAAGAUGCCUCUGCUUAAGGCGAUAAUUAAGGAGACUCUCAGGCUUUAUCCGGUGGUCCCCACCAACGCACGGAUUAUUGCAGAGAAGGAAGUUGUCAUUCAAGGAUACCAGUUCCCGAAGGAUACCCUCUUUGUGCUGGCUCACUACGGCAUCUCGCAUGACGAGGCCAACUUCCCGGAGCCAGAACGCUUCCUGCCACACCGCUGGUUGCGAGACCGGAGAGAGGUGUCUCCUCACCCUUUCAGUUCCAUUCCCUUUGGUUUUGGAGUCCGUGCUUGUGUAGGGCGUCGCAUUGCUGAACUUGAAAUGCACCUGGCUCUGAUCCGGAUAAUCCAGAAGUUCUUGAUCAGACCAGACCCACAAUGCACAGAUGUGAAGCCUCUCUCCCGUAUUGUGCUGGUGCCAGACAAGCCUAUUAACCUGGAUUUCCUUGAGCGACACACAGUGCUUUAAUGCUUUAUUCAGCCCGAGAGUCUGCAGAGAAUCUGCUCUGGGAUGGAGAUUGUGUCCUGGAUGGUCUACUGACAUAGUGUUUGAGGUGCUCCGUUCUUCAGGUGCGAUUCAGUCUAAAGGGUGUCCCUCUUACCUGUACUAGUGGACUUUCUAUGGACAGCUCACCAGAAGCAACAUUUGCAGCCUUUUGAGGCUUCCCUCAAAAGUACACCCAUAAGGUUGAUUGCCAGCAUCCCGCUUUCCCAUUCCUGGGCUUCCAAUAAUCAGUGGUCAAGCUUAGAAUAAAGCCAAGCUAGGUCACCUUGGGCUAGCCACGUUCUCCCUCAGCCCUAAGACAGAGACAAUGGCACAUCACUUCUGAAAAACCUUACCAAGAAAACCAUAGGGGCUUUUCCAGGCGAUUUCUGAGAAUGUGACACAACUGAAUGAAAAAACAACCCCCCCGUUGCUUCAGCCAAUUAAAAAUCCUCUUUGGAUGGGAGGAGGCCUUCUUGCCUUCAAUUCUACAUGCUCCCUCCUUUCAGAGAAGUGUAUGUAGGAUGUGCGGUUCGUUCUAUUGCCUCAAGCGAAACCAAAGAAAAAGGAAAAAAGGAAGAAAACAAAAAACAAGAAAGUCCAGUUGCCUCCUGAAAAAGCACCUUUGGGACUAUUGCCACAUAAUUCCUUAGAUAUUUGAAAAUGAUGUAAUCUAAUUACUCCAAACUGGAAGCAGAGAUGAGAGCCUAAACUGCACUUCAAACAGCGGGAGUUUAACUUCUUCCCUGGAUUUUGUACACUUGAGUGCAAAUUUCAGAAGGGAAGAUACCAUUACACUUUCAGGCUUUCUCCAUGUUCACGCUCCAUAUAUGAGUGCCAGGGAAGAUCUUAUACGAGUGCCAUCUUUGCAGGCUACCAAGAAUUCCUGGAGAAGUUGGCAAUCAUUGGUUCAGAGGCUGUGGUUUUUGCUUCAUUAAUGCAGUCAGAGUACAGGUACAUUUAUUUUAAUAUAAAAAUAGCCAGAAAAGAACAUAAGAUGACAUAUGAAAUAAACAUACUAAUUAUAACAACUAAUAUAAUUAAUAUUGCUUGUGGAAUGACUGGAAUUAUCCAAGGAAAAACACUCUUUUUUGGCUGGAUGCUAUAUAAAUGUAACAAGGACAACUCAGAUAUAAUUCUUAUUGUAUAUUCAAACCAGGAUGCUACGUAUAUAGCAGGCAGAGUUGGGGGUUAGAGAUUCAAACAUACAGUCGGCCAUGAAGGGGACUAGGGUAAGUCUUUCAGCUAAAUCUCCAUCACAAAUGCCUGAGAAUAAAAUUUGCUUCCACACAGGUUUCCUUGUAGGAAAAAAGAUGAAAAUAUAUAUAAAUUAUGAAGUAUAUUAUUAGUGGGAAAUACGCUUACCUGAUUUCUAAGAAGCCUCUACAAAUUUGUCCACUAGCAAG